Molecule: messenger RNA, 906 nt
Organism: Penicillium angulare
Lineage: Eukaryota; Fungi; Ascomycota; Eurotiomycetes; Eurotiales; Aspergillaceae
Exons: 2
Coding region: 1-906 (301 amino acids)
Source: RefSeq, a predicted model, not a curated record
AUGCCCCGAAACAAGAAAGGUCGCCCAGGACGCAAGAACACGCCAAAUGCUGGAAGCUCUGCCCAGACCACUCAGUCUCAGCGGCCUGUCGAUUCUGCUGCCUCUGACAUCGUUAUGGGCUCUACUGAGCCUGCGACCCCGAUCAUUCCAUCAAUCACCCCUGCUGUUGAGGCGAGCUCCUCGUCUACCUCAGUCAAGCAGGUAUCUGAACAAAAUGCUUCACAGAGCAACGCAGCUGAGCCAUUCGAAUCAGCAGAUUCGGCCCAGCCCCGCGCCAAAAAGGCCAAGAUUGAAGAAGAGGAUGAAAAGCUCCCACCUCUCGUGCCACCCCGGGGCUCAGGUGCUCCAACCCCCAGCCCCAGUGGCGCCCUGUUACUCCCAGAGUCGCCCCCAGAGUCAGAUAUGUCCUCGAAUGAGGCACUCGAUUAUGACGACCCGGAUGACUCAGACUCAGACAGUGAAUCCAUCGAGGGCAGGCCCUUCAAAGCGAUGGCCCGUCAGCGAACCCGAAAGUACGUGAACGCCUUCCUGGAUAAGGGCAAAGACAAGCACUUUGUGGAUAUGAAGAUUGAUCCUCUUCUUGGUUGCGAAAGUUACUAUCCCUGGGUUUUUGCAAUUGAGAUUCAGCUCAAGAUGCAUCAGGUCUGGGAGGUUGUUGAGGAUGAUCUGUGUCCGUUGUCGAAGACCGACGAUCUGUACAUUUGGUAUGAGCGGAUGAAGGAUGUUGCGUGUGCGGUUAUCUAUGCGAAUGUUGGGCAGACUGUUCGGAAGAAUGGGUGCUUUAUUAACACGAUGAAGUCUGGAGAUCCGACAGAAGUCAUGAGCCAUCUUUAUUCUCAUUAUGGGCAUUUUGGUGAUGAGAUUGAUGGCCCCAAUGAGAGUGACGGUAGUGAUGAGUUGGAUUAA